GCACAAAGGUCUUAAGUUUGUUGCCCGCGCAGUGAUCUGGAGGACGCCAUCAACUUGCUGCUCUAAAAUUAAACCACAGGUUCCAUUAUGGGUCGACUUGAUGGGAAGGUCAUCGUCCUGACAGCAGCUGCUCAGGGGAUUGGCCGGGCAGCUACCUUAGAUGUAUUUGUGCAUUGUGUCUACCAGGCUUUUGCAAGAGAAGGUGCCAAAGUCAUAGCCACAGAUAUCAAUGAAUCCAAAGUUCAGGAACUGGAAAAGUACCCAGGUAUUCAGACUCGGGUCCUUGAUGUCACAAAGAAGAAACAAAUUGAUCAGUUCGCCAAUGACAUUGAGAGACUUGAUGUUCUCUUUAAUGUUGCUGGUUUCGUCCAUCAUGGAACCAUCCUGGACUGUGAGGAAAAAGACUGGGACUUCUCAGUGAAUCUCAACAUCCGCAGCAUGUACCUGAUGAUCAAGGCGUUUCUUCCCAAAAUGCUUGCUCAGAAAUCUGGCAACAUUAUCAACAUGUCCUCUGUGGCAUCGAGCAUCAAAGGAGUUGUGAACAGGUGUGUGUACAGCACAACCAAGGCGGCUGUGAUUGGUCUCACAAAGUCUGUUGCUGCAGACUUCAUCCAGCAGGGUAUCCGGUGCAACUGUGUGUGUCCAGGAACGGUUGAUACCCCAUCUCUGCAGGAAAGAAUACAAGCCAGACCAAAUCCUGAAGAGGCACUGAGCGAUUUCCUAAAGAGACAGAAAACAGGAAGAUUUGCAACUGCAGAAGAAAUAGCCCUGCUCUGCGUAUACCUGGCCUCUGAUGAAUCUGCCUAUGUAACAGGCAAUCCUAUUAUCAUUGAUGGAGGCUGGAGCUUGUGAUUUCAGGAUCUCCUUGCUGGGAAGGCAGGCCGUUCCUGUCUGCAGUGAACCUGCUUAUGAAGAAAACUCACCCAUCCUCUCUUUCCUAUUAAUGGCAUAUUAAUGAAAACAAGACCUUUUUGAUGAUGUCAUUGUUCACAAGAGUCUGAUUCUUUAAAUAUAUUCAUCUCUUUCUAAUCUCUUCUGAAAUCAUUGUAGAUAGGUGAGAUAAUGACUCACUGCAAAAAGAACAUUUUAAGAAUAAAUCUCAAUUUCUAA
Molecule: messenger RNA, 1110 nt
Organism: Eubalaena glacialis (North Atlantic right whale)
Lineage: Eukaryota; Metazoa; Chordata; Mammalia; Artiodactyla; Balaenidae
Gene: BDH2
Product: 3-hydroxybutyrate dehydrogenase 2
Exons: 10
Coding region: 88-852 (254 amino acids)
Biological process (GO): siderophore biosynthetic process
Cellular component (GO): cytoplasm
Molecular function (GO): 3-hydroxybutyrate dehydrogenase activity
Source: RefSeq, a predicted model, not a curated record